Messenger RNA from Suillus subalutaceus, 738 nucleotides. RefSeq lists its product as uncharacterized. The transcript is spliced from 2 exons. The coding region runs from base 1 to 738 and encodes 245 amino acids. NCBI's taxonomy places the organism in Eukaryota, Fungi, Basidiomycota, Agaricomycetes, Boletales, Suillaceae. The record is from RefSeq and is a predicted model, not a curated record.
AUGUUUACUGCCACACAGAGUGGACAAAUCGAACUAGAUGGAAUGAGUGACGAUCGGCCCAUUCGCCUUGACGGAUUGUCCCGGGAGACGUUCAAACUGUUUCUUGAACAUACCUUUGGAAGAGUUCGCACUGGCUCUUAUACUACUGACGAGCUCUCAAGAUUCCUUCACUUUUGCGACAUGUAUCAAUGCCGCCAUACACAAGAAUUUGUUGUGCACCGUAUAUUCACUGCACGUUUCCGCUUUCACCCGGCUCAGUUGAUCAACCUCGCCAUCAAAUACCAUGUCCGGACCAUCUUUCCUUUUGCUUUCCAACAACUGGCAGAAACACCGAUCUCUGAAAUCACACACGCACACCGGGAGCUAAUGGGACAUGAGGUAUUUUUGAACAUUGUUUAUGUUCAAGCGGCACUCGAUCAUCAUCGUCGGAUGGUAGCUGCAGAGGAGCCGAAAAUCUUGAUGCAUUCAAGCGACUGUCAAGACCCAACAGGUUGCAACGAGGAUUGGCAUGCUAUUUGGUGGAAUGGAAUGGGCCGGUUCCUCCUCGAUGCCAGGAAUCCACAGCCAUAUAGUGACGCUGUCAAGCGCUUCAAGGAACUGAAGUUUGGACGGGUUAGUGAGGGUUGCAAGGAGCUGAUGUUCAAGCUCCUGGAUCAGGGAGCCGCCUUUCAUCAUGCUGAACAUUUUAUUUCUGAAGCUUGUCACCUUCUGGUUGAAAAGUUGGUUUUUGAGCCAUAG